AUGAUGCAAGAUUCCAAGAGCAAAAAACGCAAAAGAGGGAGUAAAGAGAAACAGGUACCUGAAACCGAGAUACAAGAAGAAAUGUCAGAGGAUGCCAUAAGGCAAAAGAUCAAAGAAUUUAACAUUCAACUAGAUCAGAAUCAAAAUGAUGUUAACUUAUGGCUUGAAUUUAUUGCAUUUCAAGAUAAAAGCUUACAAUUUGGAAAAAAUAAAAAGACUGAUUCUUCUAUAACAAGAUCAAGCAUCAAUGAAGUUAAACUUAGCAUCUUUGAGAAAGCCUUGGAGGCAAAUCCAAAUGAUACAGCUCUUCUUAUUGCUUACAUGAAAUGCUGUGAAGAGCAUUGGGAUAUACUAAAGUUACUUACGAAAUGGGAUCAAGUUCUCAAAGAGAAUUCUAGAAAUAUUAAUCUUUGGAUGAAAUAUCUUGAUUUUCGGCAAACAAAUCUUGUUUCUUUUACGGUUAGUCAAUGCAUUCAAGUCUUUGAAGAUUGUUUGCAUUUGCUUCGAAAGGAAUUCGUAGUAUGUGUAGACAGCGAUGAAAAACUUAAAAUUGAGCGGAUAAUGAUACAUAUCUUCCAACGAGCUUGUUUUUUUAUGUUACAAUCAGGUUACAGUGAAAGGGCAUAUGCAUGUUGGCAAGCAAUGAUAGAACUUACGUUUUUUGCCCCCAAGAAAAUACAACAAAAAGAUUUCUACGAUCGUGUAGUUGCUUUUGAAAACUUCUGGGAAGCAGAAUUGCCUCGUUUUGGCGAAGAUGAUGCCAAAGGGUGGUCUUACUACUUUGAGCAAGGCAUUGAAAAUGUUGAAUCAUCUGCGGAUGCCUCUAAUCUUUUAGCGAAUUUAUCGUCAGAAGGUGAUAUGUACGAGAAAUGGGCUAAAGCCGAGAUUCUUUAUAACUCUCAAUUGCUCCCUACGCAUUCAAGUGAUGAUCCCAAUUUAGAGGAUCCUUACCGUGUCGUUUUAUUUGACGAUAUCCGCACGUUCUUGUUUGACUUAACGUCUCAUCAAUCACGUAUUGAGCUUAUAUAUGCUUGUCUUGCCUUUACUGGCUUGACAUAUAAUCCUGGAUAUUCAUCAUCGAAUCCAAUGAUUACAGACACGUUCUUAUACAAUAAACUUUCAAAUGAAUCAAUUGAAAACGUCAGUUUUUGGUCUACGGACAGAUCUGUUACUCGUACAUUUAUAUUUCCAAUAAAAGCCUUCCCUCAGGAUGAUAUUACAUUGUUCAAUUCGCAAACUUGGUUCUCUAUUUGCAAUUAUGUUGAUAUAUUGGAUGUCAAUAUGAACUUUUCUAGGAAUGCUUUUUAUCAACUACGGCAGAUUGUAAACGAUACAGAGAUAAAACUAUGUCGUCUAUCACUUGAAUAUCUUUAUGACGCGUCAAGUGGACGGAAUCUUGCAAAGAACUUGCUCAAACGUGACGCUAUGAAUCUUUCACUUUGGAAUGGUUAUGCGCAAGUAGAAAAAUCUUCAAAUAAUAUUUCUGAGGCACGUAAGGUUUACUUGGGCGCUAUUACACAAUAUCGUACAUUUCCAGAACAGUACCGUUUUGUGGCACCACUAUUGCAUCGAUCGUUCGCUGAAAUGGAAAUAGAACAAGGCCGUCAAAAGACUGCAAUUAAUAUUCUCAUAAACUUGACUGAAGAACAGGGGACGAUAGAUUCGAUAUCCGAAUCAGAUGUCCCUAUCACAAAGUUACUUAAGGCCAGAAAGUAUUAUGCACAACAGAUAGCACGAAUAACAACACCUUCAACCUCACAGAUUGAAACACGUAAUUCACUACAUUAUUGUGUAUGUUAUGCAUUAUUAGAAUGUCUUAGUCAGAAUUUACAGCAAGCAAGCAAAGUAUUUGAAGACACGCUCCAUUAUCUGGAAAUUAGGAAUGAUAAUGUUAAUUUUGUAUCAGUAUCAGAUAAUGAACCUGGAAAAUUAUUACAAGAGGUCCUUUCAAGAGCAUUACGUAUAUUUCCAAACAAUACUAUAUUUUUAUCAUUGUAUUUUCAUGAAGAAGUUCGUGGGAGGAUACCCCAUGGAUUAAAUUCAAUUUUAAAUGAGGCUUUACAAAAGAAACCAAGCUAUAUUCUAUGGACUACUGCUAUAUAUAUGGAAUUACAUCACCAACAACCAUGCGAUAUUAAUCGUGUUCGAACAACAUUCGACAAAGCACUGAUGUGCUCCACCACAAGAAGUUCUAUAGCAUUAUGGAUUUUAUACAUAAACUUUGAAAUUAAAAAUGGAGAAAUGAGUAAAGCCAAGACUAUAUAUUAUAGAGCCAUAAGAGAAUGUCCAUGGUCAAAGGAUCUUUAUAUGGUUGCAUUUAAAAAAUUGCAUGCUCAAUUUUCAUCUGAUGAAUUAGAAGAACUUAUGAAUGUGUUUUUUGAAAAAGAGAUUAGGAUAAGAGUCCCAAUUGAACAUUUUGCUGAUAAAGUAUCUGAAUUUUUAUUUAAAAAUUUUUAA
Messenger RNA from Dentiscutata heterogama, 2457 nucleotides. NCBI's taxonomy places the organism in Eukaryota, Fungi, Glomeromycota, Glomeromycetes, Diversisporales, Gigasporaceae. The record is from the annotation of a GenBank genome assembly.